Cinclus cinclus is the source of this 2532-nucleotide messenger RNA. RefSeq names its product NADPH oxidase 5 (gene NOX5). Gene Ontology annotation, molecular function: calcium ion binding; superoxide-generating NAD(P)H oxidase activity. The record is from RefSeq and is a predicted model, not a curated record. Bases 1 to 2532 code for a protein of 843 amino acids. Gene Ontology annotation, biological process: defense response; superoxide anion generation. Gene Ontology annotation, cellular component: NADPH oxidase complex; plasma membrane. NCBI's taxonomy places the organism in Eukaryota, Metazoa, Chordata, Aves, Passeriformes, Cinclidae. The transcript has 15 exons.
AUGGGAGCAGCGGCGGACACGGAAUGGCUGCGCUGGGUGAGCAAACAGUUUGGGAAUGUCGCUGGGAAGAAGAAGGAAAUCAGCCUGGAAGAGUUCAAAUCCGCCCUGCAGGUCAAGGAGUCCUUCUUUGCCGAGAGGUUUUUCGCACUCUUCGAUUCCGACGGGAGCGGCUCCCUGAGCCGAGAGGAGUUUUUGGGAUCGCUGCACCGGCUGCUCUGCGGGAAUUCCACGGAAAAGCUCCGAUUCCUCUUCCAGGUGUACGAUGUGGACGGGAGCGGCUCCAUCGACGCCGAGGAGCUGCUGCUGGUGCUCCGGGGGUGUCUCCGGGAGAGCUCCCUGGCCCUUCCCGAGGAACGGCUCGGAGCCCUGAGCCAGGCCCUGCUCCAGGCCUUGGACCGGGAUCGCAGCGGCUCCAUCACCUUCCCCGAGCUCCAGGAGCAGCUGGAAGCGUUCCCGGAGCUCCUGGAGAACCUGAGCAUCAGUGCCGCCAGCUGGCUGAAGCCUCCCAGUCCCCCUGAGCACUGGCUGUGCUGCUUUUCCCGGGAAUCCCGCAGGGAUCAGCGGGCCGGCCUGUGCUGCUUUUCCCGGGAAUCCCGCAGGGAUCAGCGGGCCGGCCUGUGCUGCUUUUCCCGGGAAUCCCGCAGGGAUCAGCGGGCCGGCCUGUGCUGCCUCGGGGGCUGGGUCGCCAUCACGGCGCUCCUGCUCGCCCUGGGGGCCCUGGGCCACCGGGAGCGCGGCCCCGCCCUGGCGCUGGCCCGGGGCUGCGGGCAGAGCCUGAACCUCAACUGCGCCCUGCUGGCCGCUCUGGUGCUCCGCCGUUCCCUGACCUGGCUGCGCCGUUCCCCUCUGGCCGCGCUGUUCCCGCUGGAGCUGCACGUGCGGGGCCACGAGCGCGUGGCUCACCUGGUGCUGGCCCUGGCGACCGCGCACGCGGGGGCACACCUGGCACACGCGGGCCUGGCCCAGCGGGACUGGCAGGUGGCCCUGGGCGAGUACCUGGGGCGGGCUCGGCCGGGGGCGGGCGGGGUGGCCGGCACAGCCCCGCAGACCGGGCUGGCGCUGCUCGCCCUGCUGCUGGCCAUGCUCCUCUGCUCCAGCCCCUGCGUGCGCCGCGGCGGCCACUUCGAGGUUUUUUACUGGAGCCACCUCUCCUACAUCUCCGUGUGGUUCCUGCUGCUCCUUCACGGUCCCCACUUCUGGAAGUGGUUCCUGAUUCCUGGCUCCCUGUUUUUCCUGGAGAAGGUUCUGGGCUGGGUGUGGCGCCGGGCAGGGGAUCUGCACAUCCUGGAGGCCAAGCUGCUGCCCUCCAAGGUGACCCACCUGGUGAUCCAGAGGCCGAAAUCCUUCCGCUUCCAGCCGGGGGAUUACGUCUACCUGAACAUCCCGGCCAUCGCCGCCUACGAGUGGCAUCCCUUCUCCAUCAGCAGCGCUCCGGAGCAGCCGGACACGCUCUGGCUGCACAUCCGGGCGCGGGGCCAAUGGACCACCAAGCUCUACGAGUACUUCCAGCAGCUGGAAUUGCAUGGCCCGGAGUCAAAUCCACCCGGGAAGAGCCACAGGGAGCCCAGGAGCCGGCACUGGGAACAGGGAUGGAGCUGUGGAGCUGACAGCAUUCCGAGCCUCCGGAGCUGCUCUCCCGGGAAAGGACCCGGAGCAGGGGGUGAGCACUGCCCUGAUCCCAGGGGAUCCAGCCACAGGAGAGUGGAUCCCAAAUGGGAUAAAGCUCCUGAAAAAGCUCUUUGGAAAGACAUUCCUUGGAUAUUAUUGUGGGGUUGGCAGCUGGAAUUGUGUGUGCAGCCCAGCGGGAAAGCGCCCCAAAUCCAGGGAGUUUUGGGAAUGGUUGGGAAUGGGGGGAUCAUCACUGCUCCCUUCUCCUUGCAGCGCUCUGGGCCUGGGGAGACCCUGUGGAGCUACAGCGUCAAGUGCUUCCUGGAUGGUCCCUAUGGAACUCCGAGCCGGCGGAUCUUCACCUCGGAGCACGCCGUCCUCAUCGGAGCCGGCAUCGGCAUCACGCCCUUCGCCUCCAUCCUGCAGAGCAUCAUGUUCCGGUACCGGCGGCGGAAGCAGAGCUGCCCCAGCUGCCAUUUCUCCUGGAGCGAGGAACGGCGGGAUGAGGAGAUGACGCUCCGGAAGGUGGAUUUCAUCUGGAUCACGCGGGAUCAGCAGCACCUGCAGUGGUUCCUCGGCCUCCUGGCCAAGCUGGAGUCGGAGCAGGCGGAUCUGGAGCCGGGAGGGAAGUUCCUGGAGCUGCACCUGUACAUGACCUCGGCGCUGGGCAAGGGGGACGUGAAGGCGCUGGGGCUGCAGCUGGCCCUGGAUCUGCUGGCAGCACAGGAAAAGCGGGAUUCCAUCUCCGGGCUCCGCAGCCGCACCCAGCCCGGCCACCCCGACUGGGCCAAGGUGUUCGGCAAGGUGGCGGCGGAGCGGCGCGGGAAGGUCCAGGUGUUCUUCUGCGGCUCCGCGGGGCUGGCCAAGGUCAUCCAUGGGCACUGCCGGAGCUUCGGCUUCACCUUUUCCAAGGAAAACUUCUGA